This is a messenger RNA of Penicillium longicatenatum, 1239 nucleotides long. RefSeq names its product TauD/TfdA dioxygenase family protein. NCBI's taxonomy places the organism in Eukaryota, Fungi, Ascomycota, Eurotiomycetes, Eurotiales, Aspergillaceae. The record is from RefSeq and is a predicted model, not a curated record. Bases 1 to 1239 code for a protein of 412 amino acids. The transcript is spliced from 4 exons. Gene Ontology annotation, molecular function: oxidoreductase activity.
AUGGUGUUUGCCGUCUCUACCACUGCCACCGAGAUUGAUGCGCCUAAGGUCCUGACGGUGCGAGAAGCCUACCAGCCCCCAUCGGCAGCCACUAGCAAUGGACGCGUGGUGCCUAUCAAACACGAGAACAAUGUAGAUUUUGGAGCCGAGAUCUACGGCAUCGAUCUCAACAACUUCACCUCGGCCGAUUUUGCUCUCAUUUCUGAUGCCCUCCAUCACCAUAAGCUGCUUGUUUUCAAGGAACAGCCGCAAAUGUUAACACCACAACAACAAUAUCGCCUGACUGCAUGCUUUGACCCCGACGAAAAGACAGGAGGUUUCGCUCACGGUGCCGACCCUGUACUUCUCUCCGAGAAUGGUGUGACCAUAUAUGGCUUGCCCAAUCGACCGGCCAUCAAUGCUCAACCUCAGGUGCAUAUUCUGGGCCGUGGCGAAGUUCCUCAAGACCAUUUCGAUUUCCCUCCAGGAUUCAAAGUAAAGGGCAUCGACCAUGUCGACUUCCACUUGCCACCACACAUCCCUCGAGAGGAAAGAGAUGCAGGCGCGAGUCGCUUUUAUCAGUGGCACUGGGAUGGUUCCUUGUACAAGAUCCCUCCACCGCGGGUAGGUUGCCUGCUGGCCGUGCGAACGCCGAAGGGCCCCGAUGUUACCGUUCACUGGGGCGAUGGUACCGGAAGAACAAUGAAUAUUGCACCCGGCGCAACUGCGAUGGUAGCCGGAUCGCGAGCACUGCAGCUCCUAAGCCCAGAGCUGCGUGAAAUAGUUUUGCACAGUCGUAUAGAGUACGCGCCGCACGCAUUCCAGUGGAUGUCCACUGCCCGCAGCACCAGACUUGGUCAUCUUAUCGAAACGGAGGGUCGCGAGAUGCCACUUAAUAAGCUGUCGCCUUGGACAGAGGAGAAUAUUUGCAUUUAUCCCAUGGUCUGGACUAAUCCGAUCACGGGGGAGAAGUCUCUCCAGGUUCAUGGCCAGGGAGCUUUCAAGUUGUAUCUUAAGAACAAGGCAGACGGGGAAGAGACAGUAAUCACUGAUCUAAAGGAGGUCCGCGCUUUUAUGGACAAGAUCAUGAGCCCAGUCUUAUCGCCGGAGAAUAUUUAUGCGCAUCCCCACCAGGAGCAAGAUGUUAUUCUCUGGUACAACCGAGCAUUGUGGCAUAGUAUCACCGAGUUUCCUGAGUCAUACGGCCCGCGAAUCAUGCAUCAGUGCAAUAUCGCAGCCUCGGACCACCCUUCAAUGUAG